UCGAGCAGUGCUAUAUCCUACCAUCCCACGUCAAAUCUCCCCUGUAUCAUCCUAGUAUCACUUUGAUCACCCUCUCUUUUGGUUUUCUUUCUAUCUUUAUUCAAUCAAAUUAUUUUUGGAGGGUUACUUUUCUUGAUAAAAUGAUUGGCUUUAGCGAUACAUUUGGUUCAAGGGCUACUAUCAUUUUCCUGUUCAUUUGUUUAGCUCUUGUUCAGAAUCCAGCUUUUGGUGCUAAAACAAGGCAUUUCAAAUGGGCUGUGGAGUCUAUAUACUGGUCACCGGAUUGUGUCGAAAAUGUGGUUAUUGGAAUCAAUGGCCAGUUUCCCGGUCCGACGAUCCGGGCUCUUGCGGGAGAUACCAUCUCUGUUGAGCUCACAAAUAAGCUUAAUACUGAAGGAGUUGUUAUUCACUGGCAUGGUAUAAGACAGUUUGGAACACCAUGGGCGGAUGGAGCUGCAUCAAUAUCCCAGUGUGCAAUUAACCCUGGAGAAACAUUUGUUUACCGGUUCAAAGUUGACAAGGCUGGAACAUAUUUCUACCAUGGACAUUAUGGUAUGCAGCGAUCUGGAGGGCUAUAUGGUUCUUUGAUAGUGGAUUUACCAGAAGGUGAAAAGGAACCAUUCCACUAUGAUGGGGAGUUUAAUCUUUUACUCAGUGAUUGGUGGCACAAAAGCUCUCAGUUACAAGAGGUUGACCUAUCUUCCAAGCCAUUUCGUUGGAUUGGUGAGCCCCAGACACUUCUGAUCAAUGGGAGAGGGCAGUACAAUUGUUCCCUAGCAGCUCAAUUCAUCAAUUCAUCAUCAAGCAUAUGUGAGUUCAGAGGCAAUGAACCAUGUGCACCACAGAUUCUCCAUGUGCAUCCAAACAAGACUUACAGGCUAAGGGUAACCAGCACUACAGCACUAGCUUCACUCAACUUGGCAAUUGGGAAUCACAAGCUAGUGGUUGUUGAAGCUGAUGGGAAUUACGUACAGCCAUUUUCUGUGGAUAAUAUGGACAUUUACUCUGGUGAAAGCUAUUCAAUCUUAUUCACAACUGAUCAAGACCCCUCCAAAAAUUACUGGAUUUCAUCAAGUGUAAGAGGAAGAGAACCAAAAACCCCUCAAGCCCUAACAAUAUUGAACUACUUUCCUACUUCAGCAUCAAAACUUCCUACUUCACCACCACCUAUUGCUCCCCUUUGGAAUGAUUACAAUCAUAGCAAGGCAUUCUCUAACAAGAUCCAUGCUCGAAUGGGCUCUGCCAAACCUCCCAACACUUAUGAUCAUCGUAUUAUUCUCCUCAGCACUCAAAAUCGUAUUGAUGGAUACACUAAAUGGGCUAUCAACAACGUCUCAUUGGUCCUACCUGCCACUCCCUACUUGGGAUCCAUCAAAUAUGGCCUAAAGAAUGCAUUUGAUCAUAAAAAUCCGCCUGAAGAUUUCCCCUCCGACUACGAUGUGAUGAAACAAGCUCCAAACCCUAAUUCAACAUAUGGUAAUGGGGUUUACAUGUUGAGUUUCAACAGCACUGUUGAUGUUAUACUCCAAAAUGCAAAUGCAUUGGCGGCAAAUGUGAGUGAUAUCCAUCCAUGGCACUUGCAUGGCCAUGUUUUUUGGGUUUUGGGAUAUGGAGAAGGGAAAUUCACUAAGGAAGAUGAGGCAAAAUUUAACCUAAAGAAUCCACCACUGAGGAAUACUGCUGUGAUUUUUCCAUAUGGAUGGACUGCUCUAAGGUUUGUGGCUGAUAAUCCAGGAGUGUGGGCUUUCCAUUGUCACAUUGAACCUCAUUUGCAUAUGGGAAUGGGUGUUGUUUUUGCUGAAGGCGUUGAUCGUGCAAGGAAGGUACCUAAUGAAGCUCUAACAUGUGGCUUAACAGGGAAGAUGUUCCUGAACAAUAAGGGUCAUUGAGAUUAAAUCAAUUCCCUUUGCUUUAAUUCAGCAUUUGGAGUUUACCCACUAUUAGUGUAGUCCAUUAAGUCCUAGCUAGAAUGGUUUGGUAUUCAUGAUCCGCGUGUAAGAUUAGACGAUUGUGAUUAUUGUACUGAAAGGUGGUUUAACAAAUUCAUAGAUAUUCUCGUUAUUCAACUAGGGAAUUGAGAGAUAAUUUAGCUCAUUUAUCUGAAUUGUUUUUUUGUUUUAGGCAAGAAUAUAACUUUUUAUUAAUGAUAAAGAUGUAAUCUGUGUUUUUG
Coffea eugenioides is the source of this 2170-nucleotide messenger RNA. Its product is annotated as L-ascorbate oxidase-like. The record is from RefSeq and is a predicted model, not a curated record. The transcript is spliced from 5 exons. Bases 141 to 1889 code for a protein of 582 amino acids. Lineage: Eukaryota; Viridiplantae; Streptophyta; Magnoliopsida; Gentianales; Rubiaceae. Gene Ontology annotation, cellular component: extracellular region; plasmodesma. Gene Ontology annotation, molecular function: copper ion binding; oxidoreductase activity.